UUCCCAUACGCGGGCCGUUCAAUCUUCCGGGGCUCUCACAAAUCCUUUUCCUUCGUGACAAGCUAUCAAAUAGCGGACCAGUCGCUCGUGCCGUGGAAGCCUUUUCCUGGUUAGGGUUCCAAUUCAAUGUCGCCCUUCCGAUUCCUUCAUCUCCUCCUCAUCUUGCUCUUUUCCUACGCCUCCGCCAAUACCUACCACUCCCUCCUCCGGAUGGUCCCCGACGACCGCGUUUUCAGCGGAUCCGCUGGCUUCCGAGGAGCCGCCGAUGGCAUCUUCUGCGAUAGCUGGAGGCUCUCUGUGGAAACUAAUAACGCAGGGCAUUGGAGGAUCAUCCCAGAAAACUGCCUCGGGAUGGUGGAGGAAUACAUGAACGGGGAUCGGUACUCGUCGGAUUCCGACGUUGUCGGCGCUGACUCGCUGUCCUUCGCCAUGACUGUUCAGAUUGAGGGCGAUGGGAAAGACAUAUGGAUCUUUGACAUCGACGAGACGCUGCUUUCCAAUCUUCCGUAUUAUGUGGUCCAUGGAUACGGAUCUGAAGUUUUCAAUGAGACUUCAUUUGAUGAAUGGGUGGACUUGGCUAAGGCUCCAGCGUUACCAACAAGUCUAUGGUUAUAUGAAGAACUUCUUGGGCUUGGAUUUCAGAUAGUUCUUCUAACCGGUCGAAGUGAGUUUCAAAGAAGUGCAACCGAAAAGAAUCUAUUGUUCGCUGGUUACCAUUCAUGGGAACGACUUAUUUUAAGGCAAACCGCAGACAUAGGAAAGUCUGCAGUGGUCUAUAAGUCAGAAAGGCGAGCAGAGCUGGAAGCGCAGGGAUUCAGGAUUCAUGGUAACUCGGGUGAUCAGUGGAGCGAUCUGUUGGGGUCGCCGAUGACAAAGCGCUCCUUCAAACUCCCUAAUCCGAUGUACUGCGUUGAAUGAUCUAAUACAAGCCGCAAGGCAAGUAGGCAACCAUUCUUUUGGCAUUCCUAUUUUUCACUUGUACCUCUAUUGUAUUCCUUAUCGUCGACACCAAAUUAUGCCAUGGAAUGUGAUGGCUUUGAAAUGGAAAACAAGGAUCAGUUCGGUGUUGGUUGUAACUGAUACCGGCAAAUAUGUAAAUUAACAAGGCACAAGAGAUUACAAAUACUGCAACUGUGUAUUAGUGUUUUAAAAUUGGAAUUUACUUGUAAUGCUGACUUAUUAUUAUCAAGGUUAAUUUGUACACCCAAAAGUUAUAGAAA
Messenger RNA from Zingiber officinale, 1220 nucleotides. RefSeq names its product acid phosphatase 1-like. Bases 127 to 918 code for a protein of 263 amino acids. NCBI's taxonomy places the organism in Eukaryota, Viridiplantae, Streptophyta, Magnoliopsida, Zingiberales, Zingiberaceae. The record is from RefSeq and is a predicted model, not a curated record. Gene Ontology annotation, molecular function: acid phosphatase activity. The transcript has 3 exons.